Chaetomium strumarium is the source of this 309-nucleotide messenger RNA. RefSeq lists its product as uncharacterized. The transcript has 2 exons. The record is from RefSeq and is a predicted model, not a curated record. Lineage: Eukaryota; Fungi; Ascomycota; Sordariomycetes; Sordariales; Chaetomiaceae. Bases 1 to 309 code for a protein of 102 amino acids.
AUGGACUUCAUCAACAAGCUCUCCGGCAGCCAGCAGGGCAACAAGCCCCAGGAUCAACCCCAAGAGCAACCAAACCAGGCAUCGGGCCCCAGCAGCGUCUUGGACAAGCUUCACGGGAUGGCAGGCGGCGGCCCAGAGAGCGAGAAGAAGGAGGACGCGUUGGACAAAGGCAUCGACUGGGUGCAGGAGAAUAUGCUCGGGCAGGGCCCGCAGGACAACGAGAAUGCGGCUGAGCAGGCCAAGGAUAGGAUGAUCGCAGAAGCCAUCCGCAAUCAGUACCGGGGCGCCAGCGGCGGGGAGAAGCAGUGA